Molecule: messenger RNA, 1069 nt
Organism: Parathielavia appendiculata
Lineage: Eukaryota; Fungi; Ascomycota; Sordariomycetes; Sordariales; Chaetomiaceae
Product: ras-domain-containing protein
Exons: 4
Coding region: 146-805 (219 amino acids)
Cellular component (GO): endosome; Golgi apparatus
Molecular function (GO): GTP binding; GTPase activity
Source: RefSeq, a predicted model, not a curated record
CCACCUCCCGAUCUGCCGUACGAGCGAGCUUUGUCUCGAGCAACAACAACUUUUGAUUGUCAGAGCCCAGCUUCAGCCGAGCCGACAGUGCCGCCUCGCGGUCGCCCUUACAUCUUCCUUCACAACGAACAACCACAACCUCGCCAUGGCCACUCGAGGACCCCCGGGCGCUCGCGGAAUGAGCAACCGAUUUGCCCAGUUCAAGCUGGUGCUGCUAGGUGAAUCUGCCGUGGGAAAGAGCUCGAUCGUGCUGCGGUUUGUCAAGGAUCAAUUCGACUCAUACCGGGAAUCGACCAUCGGUGCCGCCUUCCUAACACAGACCAUCUCGCUCGACGAGAACACGACGGUCAAGUUUGAAAUUUGGGACACGGCGGGCCAGGAGCGGUACAAGUCGCUGGCGCCCAUGUACUACCGGAAUGCCAACUGCGCAGUUGUCGUCUACGACAUUACCCAAGCCACAUCACUCGACAAGGCCAAGUCAUGGGUCAAGGAGCUCCAGCGGCAGGCCAACGAGAACAUCAUCAUCGCGCUCGCCGGCAACAAGCUGGACCUGGUGACGGAGCAGCCCGACAAGCGAGCGAUCGAGACGGCCGACGCCGAGGCCUACGCCAAGGAGGCCGGGCUGCUCUUCUUUGAGACGUCGGCAAAGACGGCCGAGAACGUGCAAGAGCUGUUCACCGCCAUCGCCAAGAAGCUACCCCUCGACCAGGCCGGGCCGAGGCACGCCAGGCCUGGCCAGCGGCCCGGGGUCAGCUUAGCACCGGAGGGCGCAAACACGCAAGCCGGCGGGCCAUGCGCCUGCUGAGGGAGGAUAGGAUGCCGGGAUUGCGUAGGGACGGAGAUGCGGCUGCAGCAGGAGGGAGCCGCGGUCAUAGAGCAGGUCAUAGGACGUUACUUGGGUCACACAUCUGGGGCGGAGUCGCUGGGUGGAUGGUAUGGUGCCUUUUAAUACCUUAUUUUCCAUGGGUCAUGUUUGUUUUGGCACUGGCCAGGCCCCUUCUCAAGUGGGAGGGCAGGCCGGGCUCAGCAGGCGCUCUUGGUGUAUAGUAGGCAGAUAGAGCAACAGCCU